UUUAGCAUGUUUUAUAAUUAUAUCAUUUUGUUUUAUACCGAUUUUUCUAGACGUUGGCAGGUCCUGAAAAACGGACCCGGAUAUCGUCCGGAAAUAACGGUUGUUCAUUUAUUGUGUUUAUCUUUUACCCAUGUCCUCUUUGUUAAGAAAUUCUGUAGUCCGGCGAUGCCGGAUUACUAUUUUAGUCGAGGCACACUGGGGUUUCAAGAGAUAUUGUAUGUGUUUUUCCGAGUUUCCUUUCCUCCUGACUAUUUUUAUGUUAGCAUCUCAUUCCGGCGACGCCGGAUUUUGAGUUGAGGGAGAGUGAGGAUUCUCAAGAAAAAUGUAAAUCUGUAUCAUCCAAAAUUUUCCGGGAGGUACCCUUGGAAAAUUACUGUUAUAGUUUAACAUGAUGAUUGGUUGAUACUCUUAUUUUGAUAUCUCUUACAGAUGUUACAGUGUGCUGAAGUGGGCUGUUUCGCCAUACUCCAACAGCCGUGCGGACAUGUAGAGUGUCGCACUCACUCGGCAUGUGCAGUCCAAGUUUUGGAAGAGACGGUCUGGCAUUAUGAGAGAUGCCAGGUCUGCUAUGAUCUCUACGCACAGAUCACUGAUGACUCGGCCCUUAAAGAAGUGAAAGAUACGGCACUCGCCACCUUGAAGGUUUGGGUAGGUGGCUUUGGAAGAAAUGUAGGGAAAGCUAGGCCCUAUAUUCUUUCCCGGGAUGCGGCUUCCGUCAUCUACCCUAAUUAAAAGACUUCGGCUGUGGCGGAGGAAGUCGCGGCGCCAUAUCUUCAAGCAAUUAACGAAGAAUUCCAGAGUUUGGAACCUUUAGAGGGACCCGAGGCAGAGGUAGUAGCGGAAGUCGGCGGCUUGCACUUAUCGUCUGAGCCGAUGCAGACGGAUCAGGUAGGUGAGGCAGUAGCUAGUCCUUCUCCUUCGUUCUCCUCCUCUGACUUCCCUCCUUUUCCUUCUCUUACUCCUUCUCCAGUCGCUUCUCGCAUCCCCUCUCGUACUCCUCCAGGGUUCGAGGGUUUUGGGAACGCUGACACAAUUAAGGCAGCGUCUGUUCGGCCUAAGGUGAAGACCGUGAAGACUAAGCAGCUGCUUGCGAAAGUGAAGUCCGGCACCUCGGCCCUUUCUGCCGCGGACUCCAACUCUAAGAGUAGAUCUAGCCGAAGCGGCAGCAAGGACAAGUCCUCACGUAGGACUAAGGAGAAGCUUGCUACUCCUUCUCCUGCUCCUUCACCGGCUUCUACCCCGAUAGCUGCGGCUAUUCCGUCACCGACUUUCCCGUCUACAUCAGAGGAAGUGCCGGUUAACUUAGAGGUUCUGACUUCCCUUCUAAUACAGAAAGUUAGUCAAGAAGUUUUCUCUCAAGUAGCUAGGGAUAUGGCAGCUCUUUCAGGCAAACUGGAAUCGCACGUCUCGUACGGACCAGUCAGUGUCAGAGCUGUAAGGGAUAGUGAGCCAACAUCAGUUGAUGAUGGCUCAGACAGGUGGAAACCCACAGCUUUUGUCGAUCCUGCCUAAUGCGGCCAAUCUACCUCCCUUUGAAGCAGGCAAUCCGUGGCGUUUAGCUUUUGGAGCUGUUUUGCGUGACGGGAAGCUCACUAUCGAAGGGUGCGGGACACGCCCUUUAGAAGACUUUGAGUUUCACCCGACAGAUUUGCAAUCUCCUUUCUUAGGCUAUGCAAGGUUGACCAAGGAAGCUCUUGUAAGGGAAGACAAGGUUCCGGCUGAGACUCUUAUCUUCCCAAGAGAAGCGGCCCAGUCAGCUUGGCUCAGGACUAUGAAGGAGAUAGAGUGUGUCAACACUAAGAUCACUCCAUUUAAAGGGAAAUACACCACCUUCACUAUCCCAAAGGAUCACCCGCUGCCUUGCACCAUGAAGAUCGCCGAGCUGACCCUGAAAGCUGCGGAAGAAGACAAGCCUCUUCCACAAUUGAAGGAGACAGACUUGACGUCUUUGUUGGUGCCCGAAGAUCCUACAUACUGGCAUCAAACUCCAGAAACGUUCCAGAAAGGGAAGUUGGAAACAGAUUGUGCUUCAACACAAUUUAAUGAGAGACUCCUUAAACUACCUGAGCAUCUCAUUAAGGCCGAGUUUGAAGCAAGGUGUAGGCUGAGUCGUUCCCUUCACUCAGUCACUUCUGCGGAGAUGAUUGCUUCCACCUAUCCGACCACUCCGGAGUUUCAGGUCCUUACCAAGUCGUUGUUAGGCACCUUUCAACACGACUUGUUUGAUUUCGCUGUGGCUCGAAGAGCCUGCCGGAAGUUUGUCCUAAGACCAGCAACGAUCAGACAUGAGCCUAAUAAGCUCAUUAGAUCUUCAAUAUGGGGACCUUUCCUCUUUCCAGAGGAUUUAGUAGCUCAGGUUACGCAAGAGGCAGUGAGAGCCAAUCUAACACUUGCAACCAGAUGGGCUCUUAAGUUCAAGCGUCCAGCAGAUCCUUCCCCGGCAGGCACUCAGAAGGCCAAGAAGCCAAAGAGGUUUCAACAGAGAAGGUUUCAAAGAUCUCCGGCGGUGAACCAACCUUCCACUUCCAUGCCUCCGCCGCAACAAUCAUACAUGUGGGUACAGGCACCAGCACCACAGUCUAAUCAACCCUUACUUCCAUCACCGGCCUACAACCAGACUUAUGAGGCACAUACUUCCUUUCAGAGGUAUGCUCCUAGAGGAACUAGAGGACGUGGUACCUCCAGACGGGUCGGCGGAGGAGGGGGAAGGCUCGCAAGAGCCAGACCCUACAGAGGAGGUAGAGGUUCAAGACCAGCUGUCAACCAAUGAGACAGCCAAGGUAGGUGGGAGAUUAGCUCUAUUCAGGCACAGGUGGACAUUCAACACCUGGGCUCACAGUGUCAUAUCAAAAGGUCUGGGAUGGAGGUGGAAGAAGGGACCACCUCCCCCAUACAAGUUUUUUCAAGACCGGACACCAGAUCUAGUAGCUUUCACUCAGGAACUACUCCAGAAAAGAGCAAUAAAAAGAGUCAGGAACAUCAAAUUUCAAGGCAGACUAUUUUCAGUCCCCAAGAAGGGCACAGACAAGAGGAGGGUGAUUCUAGAUCUUUCACGGCUCAAUUCCAGUAUAGUAUGCGACCAAUUUCACAUGCUAACCGUGACCCAAGUGAGAACCUUACUUCCCCGUGGAGCCGUCACCACCUCUAUAGAUCUUACCGAUGCUUAUUAUCAUGUGCCCAUAGCAAGGAACUUGUCCCCUUACCUAGGGUUCAGGUUAGGAAGAGAAGCUUACUCCUUCCGAGUCAUGCCAUUCGGCCUUAAUAUUGCUCCCAGGAUUUUCACCAAGUUGGCGGACGUGGUGGUCCAAGAAAUUCGGAGUCAGGGAAUUCUAUUGGCAGCAUACCUGGACGAUUGGAUAAUUUGGGCUUCCAACAAGGAGCAAUGUCUGGAAUCAACCCACAAAGUCAUGAGAUUUCUAGACCAUUUAGGUUUUCAGAUAAAUCUUCAAAAGUCAAGACUUGUCCCCAGCUCCAAGUUCCAAUGGUUGGGACUACAGUGGGACCUCCAGACACACAGGUUUUCAGUUCCUUGGGAGAAGUGCAAAGAGAUUGCGAAAGCCACAAGGCAGUUCAUAAGAAACAAACUAGCAUCGAGACGGGCCCAGGAAAGGAUUCUAGGCUCCUUACAGUUUGUAGCAGUGACCCAACCGGUACUGAAAGCCAGACUAAAAGACUUCAACAGAAUUUGGAGAAGUCGAGCCAAUAUAGGCUUAAGAGACAAGCUGUCAAAAAUUCCCCAGCUCUUACGCAAGAGUCUAAAACCUUGGUCUACAGCCAAGAGUUUAGCAAAGACAGUACCACUUCAGUAUCCUCAACCGGAUCUGGUGGUUCAUACAGACGCAUCCCAAAGCGGAUGGGGAGGCCAUUCCCCUACUCAAAAGUUUCAGGGAAAAUGGUCCAAGACCUUCCAAAGAUUCCAUAUGUGUUAGAAGCUAUGGCAGUUUUCCUUACUCUCAAAAGGAUGAAUCCAAAGAAAGGGAUACAUAUCAGGUUUGUCCUUGACAGUGCAGUAAUUGUUCACUGCAUCAACAGAAGGGGCUCCAAGUCCAAGUUCGUAAAUCAUGUGAUGAUUGCGAUCUUCUCUCGAGCACAAAAACUUCGCUGGCGCCUAUCAGCCACACAUCUAGCAGGAGCCAGGAAUGUAGUGGCAGAUGCUCUGUCAAGGACAUCCCCAUUGGAGUCAGAAUGGACACUAGACGCACAGUUGUUUCAAUGGGUGUCCAAGCAGGUCCCGGGUCUUCAAGUGGACCUUUUUGCCACGGAGUCAAAUCAUCAUCUUCGAUGCUAUGUGGCUCCCAACCUGGACCCUCUGGCCUUUGCCACAGACGCAUUGUCUCUGGAUUGGAAUCUUUGGAAGAAAAUUUACUCAUUUCCACCGGUCAAUCUCCUGAUGGAAGUCCUUCACAAGCUCAGGACAUAUCGAGGGAAAGUAGCCUUGAUAGCCCCCUGGUGGCCGAAGAGCAACUGGUUCCCUCUAAUACUGGAAUUGAAGCUCCGUCCCAGACGGAUCCCCAAUCCAAUACUGUCUCAAAUAGUACAAACCAAGAAAGUAUACGCUUCCUCAAACAGUCUACAAGCCCUAACUUUAUGGAGUUUAUGAAGAUGGCAGCUCUUCAUGAUUCUGGUAUUGAUCCGGAAAAUAUUACUUUCUUGGAAUCUGAUAAGAGAUUCUACUCGUAGACAGUAUGACUCUGCUCUUAAGAGGUUGGUUAAAUUUGUGAAAGAAAAGGAAGUGCAGGUUAUGACAACCAAUCUAGCAAUUUCAUUUUUUAAAGAAUUGUUUGAUCAAGGCUUAGCUCCUGGUACUAUUACGACUAUGAAAUCUGCCCUUAAAAAGAUUUUCUUGGUAGGGUUUGGGAUAGAUUUAACUAGUUCCUAUUUCUCCUCUAUCCCUAGAGCUUGCGCAAGGCUGAGACCUAUACAUAGGCCUCAGUCUGUUUCCUGGUCUCUAAAUGAAGUUUUGAGGCUGGCUUCCAGUAUUGAUAAUGAAUCCUGUCAGUAUUCAAUUCUACUUAGGAAAACUUUAUUUUUGUUAAGUUUAGCCUCAGGAGCAAGAAUUUCUGAACUGUCGGCCUUGUCUAGAGAUCCAGGCCAUAUAGAUUUCCAACCUAAUGGUAAUGUUUUAGUUUCACCGGACAAAACCUUCUUAGCCAAAAAUGAAAGUCCACAAGAUAGAUGGACUCCUUGGUCAAUAGUUCCUCUUCCUCAAGACGCUUCUCUCUGUCCAGUUCAAUCUCUCAAAACUUAUUUAGAUAGAACGUCAUUUAAGUCCUCAGGUCCCUUAUUCAUGAGAGAAAAAGGAGGAACAAUUACUAUGAGAGGUAUCAAACAACAGAUUCUUUACUUUAUUAAACAGGCAGAUCCUGACUCAUUUCCCCUGGUUCAUGAUGUCCGGGCAAUUGCUACCUCUAUUAACUAUUUUCAGCAUAUGAAAUUUGAGGAUCUGAAAAAGUACACUGGGUGGAAAUCUUCGACAGUUUUCAAACGCCACUACCUUAAAUCUCUUAAUGCACUUAAGUUCCCUGCCGUGGCUGCAGGAAGUAUUGUAGUUCCUGAAAACUCUUAACUUCCUCUUUCUCUGACACCUCCUCUUUUAUUUCCCACUUGCCUGCCUCACCUAGUUGUUCAACCCUGCUUUCCUCUCCCUUGGGCCUUCAACAGGCACGGGUGGGGCGGAUUGUAUUAGCUUGUUUAAGAGAUCCUUUUGUACCAAGUACUGCUGUAUUGUUAUAAUUUUGUUUUACCUUUAGACUUUACAGGUGAACUCCUGUAGCUGUACAUAAAUUCGUUUAUUGAAUUCUCUCAUUUUGUUAAAGCUUUGAGAAAGGUCUUUUGUUAACAAUACAAUUUUUUUUGUGUAUUGGGGUUUAUAUAUAUUAAAAUUCCUUUUUAUAUUUAAUUUGUUUAGUUCUCCUUUCUUGUUACAGUAUUUUCUUUAUUUUCAGCUUGCCCCAUUUCUCUGGUACAAUUUCACCGGUGACACGGCUUGAGCCCAAAAAAGGGAUUUUGACAGAGGAAAAAUCUAUUUUUGGGUGAGGAGCCGUGUCGCCCGGUGAACCCACCCUUCAGUAAUAUCUUGAUCUCCCACCCGGUGGUGGUACAAGCUGGGGGUUGCUAACUCUAGAUGUUGUAGAUGGCGCUCGGGAGGAGGGUGUUGGUUGCGGGGAGGCGGCCUGUAUAACGGCGAUUGGGGAUUGUUGACGUGGAUCUUUCUGUAGGGUUGAAGGAAACGUGGCUGUAUUACUCGCCCCUGGUUUAUACACGACAUUUUUAUUUUACAAAAGUGCUCGCCUGAGGGUAGUAACCUCAGUCAGUCCCUUUGGUUUAUUCUCUAGUAUAUUCAGCAUUAGUUUUAUAUAUUAGAAAUGGCUAACGAGACAUUUCACCGGGCGACACGGCUCCUCACCCAAAAAUAGAUUUUUCCUCCGUCAAAAUCCCUUUAUUAUUGUAAACAUACAAUCUCACUUUCCUAUCACACAAGGCUUAAUGACACAGGAUAAACGGAGUUUAAACCGACACAAGUUAUGCGUCCAGAAGUGAGUAGUUAACUGCUUAUUUCCAUCGUUCCAACUGAACUACGGACCCAUUUCUGAUUUCUGGCUCCACCCCUUCUUCUUCUGGAUUUCUUUCAAGACCACCCUAAUUCUUCGUAAUUGGGUAAUUUUUAAUGCCUACCACUUCCGGCGACGACAUCUAACAAAUCAGGGUGUAUGCUGUGAGCAGUCGUGUUCCACCCACUUGUUGUUGCUCCAAGGUCAAAGUUUACAUCUAACAGUUUGCAUCAUCGAUUUUUGUUGUCUCACUCAGUCCCUUUUCUGCAUUUUAUGAGUGCCGUAUCGCAAACAUCCUGGUUUGCGUUUCUCUUCUACUUCUCUUUCGCCUUCAUCUACUAAAACUCUACUAGAAGAGUUUUCCUAGCUAAUAUAUUUCCUACAUAAUUAACCUUAAUUCUUCUGCUCAAGAACAAGAGAGUAGCUAUAGGAUCAGAAAUGACUACAUAAGGGGGUCGACUAUGGUGGUGGAAAUAUCAAAGUAAGUGCAGGAGGGGAGGCUGAGAUGGUAUGGACACCUGUUGAGGAUAGAUGAGGCUAUGCUGGGAGAUAUACUAUGGGGAUGGAGGUUCAAGGAAGAAGAAGAAGAAGAAGAAGAAGGAGAAGAAGAAGAAGAAGAAGAAGAAGAAGAAGAAGAGGGAGACCAAGAAAGAGAUGGAAGGACUGUGUGAGAGGAGACUUACAUGAGAAGGGAAUUGAGGAGGUAGAAGCGCAGGAUAGAAAAAGAUGGAAACGGGCUCAUCCGAAACGGUGCCCCCAUAUUAAAAUGGGAACCAGUUGGGAAGAAGAAUAAGGUAAUGCUUACCCUAAGAUUUUGAAUCAGCAUCACUUCUAGUCUCACUCAUCAUAGGCGAUCAUAUCCCGAAGGCAGUAUUCUAGACACAGUAGCUAUAGCUUAGCAAGUGAAUGAAGUAUGUGCUCCCUUCAGUGAAGUUUUUCACACAGAAUUGAAGAAGUAUUGGCCUGAUUUGUUUCAUGUCCAAGACACAAGGAACUUACUCACAGCAUCAUCUCGCAUACUCAUUGUUCUUUCAUAGUAUUUGCUUUUCCUGCUUGAGAAUAAGAAAAAUAUCCUUCUAUUUUGUCUUAAAAAUAGCUGUGAGGAUUAUUCCUCACAAGAUUAAAACUUUUUGAAAAAAAGGGAGCUACCUGUUUUUAUCCAUCAGCAUAAAUACAAUGGAACUGGAUACAAACUGUUUCAUUCUGUUUAUGUCAAGUUAUCUUGCAAGCAUGUGAUAUCACUUUUUAAUUUGUAACUUCCAGCUCAAAGUAAUGGAUAAUUAAAUCAGGGCUAUAUCAACAUUCUGGCCUUUAAAAGAAAUAAGGAUGUUUACCAUGCUUUUAACUUUGCCCUCUUGUUCUUGAAUCCUUUGGCUUGUUCUCAGUUGCCCUCUUGCAGGUGCUGACCAGUUAGUUACUCCCUCUCAAAAGAAGAGAAUGCCCCUGUGACUGCUUUUUCUCCUGACCUUGGUCACUUGUCUUGUACCGGGGUCAGUUGGGGUACUUACAUGCAUGUUGUAGAUAAAGAAUAAGUGAGGAUCAUUAUUGAUUUAGUCCUACAACAGUACAAACUAUAGUGUUAGUAACAAAGUACUAACCCAUUUCAUGACAGAACUGAAAUUCCAGACCCAGUCAUCCACUUGUUCACCAGGUCCAAGUCCUUGGGAGUCAGUGUCCGAGUAGCAGCAAGACUCCUCUUGCUGAAGUAACUACUUAGUUGUAAAGUGAUGAAUUUUUAGUGCCAAACCACAUACAAUUUUUCAAAAACUAUUUUUAUAUUUAGUACAAACCCAAACUUUACAAAGGUCAUUUUGCCCCCUCCCAAUCCCACAGAACUGCAGACUGGCGAGACAACACACGAUAAGACCAUGUUCUGCCAAGAGCAAGCCUUCUGAGCCUAGAUUUGCAGAAGAUGAGCAGGAUUCUAUUUUUGAGUGUGUCUAGAAAUCCAACUGAUGCACUUGAAAGCUAUCAUAAAUUUUGCAUGAAAAAAUAUAUUUUAUUAACCCUUAAUGGACGAAAACCCUCAUACGAGUAACUAUAACAGGUUUUGAGUGGAGGAUGGACUACCUUCUGGUGAGUAUCAAUAUAAGGCGGAAUCAAUUUGGAGAAAUAGAGCGUGGAGGUUCCAUUACUUCAAUAGCCCACAAAUUUACUAAUGGCAACUUUUAGACUGGCUCAGCUCGCCAAUUCUAGGCGGUUCAUAAUUUAGUUUUGUACUUGACUUCAAGGGGACAUGUACUGCCUCUCUCUCUCACAUUAUGUCUUUUUAUAUGUUUGCUGAUAAAUAUACCCAGGGGUUGCUGUUGGUUUUAGUUCUUAUAUUUUAUGAUAGUAUCCAUUAGUAUAAUUGUAAUUUUGCAAAGAAAAGUGCAAAGGAACAUUAGAAAGAACUUAUAUAAUCCAAAAAAGUUACUGCAUUUUCAGUCUUAGUAAAUUUAUAUAAAUAUCUUACAACAAAUAUACUCAGAAUUUAUUACUAAUUUUAUUUUGUGACCUGUAAUUAUAAUUUUACAAAAUAAAAUAAGAUUAAUUAUUAUAAAUAACAUAAAAUUUGGUAUAAUGAUUGUCUUGUAAAAGAGGCCCACAAGGGAUUGUAAAUUUGUAGUAAUUUUCAACUUCUUGUGGAAGGUAGGGGGAAUUUUUCUUUCUUACACCUUGUUUAUUUUAGCCUGACUCUUAAGGGUUAAAAUUUAUAUAUUUUCAGAGGCUUAUAGAUGAAUUGUGCUGUUUAU
Messenger RNA from Macrobrachium nipponense, 9286 nucleotides. RefSeq lists its product as uncharacterized. The transcript has 2 exons. NCBI's taxonomy places the organism in Eukaryota, Metazoa, Arthropoda, Malacostraca, Decapoda, Palaemonidae. Bases 1463 to 2770 code for a protein of 435 amino acids. The record is from RefSeq and is a predicted model, not a curated record.